UGCACCGUUUUUUGACAGUAAAUUUGACAGUAUUCUGACAGUUUCAGUUUGUUGUAAGAAACAAAGCCAUUUAUUUACAAAUUUUACAAGUUACAUUUGCAAAAGACACUUUUGUAACAUAUAUACACACAAAAAACAUUGAUUACCGUGAUUAUUAGAGCCCGAUCAAUACGGAGAUGUCAAGAUACAAGUAAAAGGCGUGCUUUAAAGCUCUCAUCCUGCGACAAACGGCAGCAUCUUGCGUUUAAGUGAAAAUUAAUCAAAAAUGUUGGCUUCUACGAGGAGGACGCGAUGAAUUGGUUCAAUUGUUUCGCUUGCAAACAAAAAACGGUCGACAACGUAAAAUCGUUGGAUUUUAGCAGGACUUCGCUCAACGAAGUUCCUGGAGACAUAUUUCAAUAUGAACGAACGUUAGAAAAUUUGUAUUUGGAUGGAAAUAAGAUUAUUGAUUUACCAAGAACGUUGUUUCAAUGCGAAGAACUCCGUCACUUGGAUAUUAGCGACAAUGAAAUUCAAAAUAUACCGAAUUUAAUAUCAAAAUUGGUCAAUUUACAUACGUUGAAUGUAAGCCGUAAUUGUUUAAAAUAUACGGACGUUCCAAGCGCUAUUCACAGAUGUCAAAAAUUAGCGAUUUUCGAUAUAAGUACAAAUACUUUGGAGAAAGUGCCGGAAGGUUUAACGAGUUUAAUUAACCUUCGCGAGCUUUAUUUGAACGAUACUUAUAUAGAAUUUUUGCCGGCGAAUUUCGGGCGGCUUUGUAAUUUGAAAAUUUUGGAAUUACGCGACAAUAAUCUGACAACUUUGCCGAAAUCGCUGCGAAGGUUGUCUUCGUUGGUUCGACUUGAUUUGAGCAACAAUGAUUUUGCUGAGAUGCCGGAAGUAAUUGUGAGCAUGUUAAAUUUAAAAGAGCUUUGGAUAAAUGGAAAUUGUAUAUCAUCGUUGUGUCCGGGUAUUGGGAAUUUGCAGAAUCUGUUAGAUUUUGAUGCCUCUAAAAAUGAUAUUGAAAAGAUACCGCAAGAAAUUGGGCGUUGCGUGAAAUUAACAAAUCUUAUACUUAGUAAUAAUUUAUUGUCUGAAAUACCGGAAGUCAUUUCGAAUUUGAAGUUAAUUCAAACGUUGAAAUUGGAUUAUAAUUGUCUCGAUUCGUUGCCGUAUGGUUUGGGGGAAUUGGUCAAUUUAGAAGAGUUGGACGUCCAAAAUAAUCGCUUAACAUCUUUACCUAGCUCCAUUGGAUAUCUAAGAAAACUUAAUUAUUUUGUAGCUUCGCAUAACUUUUUAGUUUAUCUACCUCCAGAAAUAGGCAGUUGCGUCUCAUUAACCGUACUCAAUUUACACAACAACAUGCUUAAGAAAUUACCUGAAGAAAUUGGCCAUUUACAAAAUUUAACGUCUCUGGGUCUUAUUGGGAACAAAUUAGAAUAUUUACCAAUACCAGUAGCUAAUUUACCGCACUUACGAGCGUUAUGGUUAACACAAAAUCAAAGUCAUCCUUUAAUACCAUUACAAACGGAAAAACUUGAAGGAACCAAUCAACUAGUAUUAACAUGUUUCCUUUUGCCACAAAUCCAACAAAUUCGCGAAGAAAAAUUCCUGCCACCACAAAAUAUUUCCGUACCAAAACGUCACAUCGCAUUCUCCGAGCCAGGUAUACCGAAAGAACUUCCGGUGAGACUCACCCGCGCACCCACACCAUAUCCAAAAGAUUUCCAACGUUUUCAACGUUCGCUCAAUAAUCAAUUAAAACGUAACCGCGAAACCACCGGGAGUAUACCACAAAUUAAAGAGGCUAAAGUAACACCAAUGAAAGAAACGGGUGACGUUUACGACGAAGAAAUUGAUGACAAUCAUCAUUUAAAACCAGUUUUGGACAAUCAGAGGCACGGAUUUAACACUGAUAUAACAAGCUUAGAUGGUUCAGAUCAAUCGAAAGGUUCUUUGGAGUUGCAAGAAAAUUUAAGUUGUGUUGCCACCCAACCAAAACAACCACCACCAUAUCAUAUAGCAGCUGCAUAUUCGAAAAACGCGAAAUUAUUUAACAACUUAGAGGGUUUAAGUGGAGAUAAACCAAAAAACUUUACACAAGAAUUACCGCAGAAUGUCAAUGUAACGCAACCCACCCCGUAUAAUAAAAUUAAAGCGCAUGUUGAUGAAGGGUUUCUAAAAGAAUUAAACACGAGAUUAAUGAACGCUGAAGUUCAAAAAAAUAAUAUUAAUUGUGAAUCACAUCAGUGCAAUAUGAAACUAUUACGUGUUAAUUUAACACCUUGUUGUUAUGUAUUGGGAUUUUCUAUAACUUAUAAUGAAAAGGGUGUUUUUAUAAAUAAAGUGGAUGAGAAUGGGAAUGCGUUUAAAAAGUUGUUCCCAGGUGAUAAAAUAUUAAUGUUGGAUAAACAAGAUUUAACAAAAAUGGAACCCUGGCAGGCUUAUAAGACUGUAUUGAUACAAGGUCCUGAAACGGAAUCGUUCUUCAUAUCUCGAUACGAAGGGCACUAAUCGUUUAUAUGUGUACAAAUAAAAAUUAAAAAAGUAAAAUAAAAAAGUACGCUGUUUCGUGUGGCCAAUAUACAAUUUAAAACUAACUACAAAAAAAAAGAUAAAUAAAUCUCCUUGUCGAUGUUUUACACGUUUUAUGACACGUUUACUAAUUAUAUGUAGAGUUACUACUUAUUUCCCGAGGCUGUGAGUUUAACGUAAAUUUAAAUUAGUUUUUUGUAAAACGAGAAAACACGGAGGUAGCUUUGUAUGUAUAUAGAUGAGUUAUUUAUUGAACGUGAAACGUCUUUUUACAACUCGUUUUCUCUCUUUAUUUCUUUUAUCCUAAAAAGUAUUAAAAAUAUUUCAUUCUAAUAUUUUUGUAAUCGUUUUUAUUCUUCGUUUAUUAUGUAAACAUGUUUUAAAAAAAUUUUAAAUCUUUUUUUUUAAUGCCAUUUAAACUUUUGUAAUAAAAAAUUCCUUCUUCUGUAAUAAAGUCAAAUAUGAUCAUUUAAA
Onthophagus taurus is the source of this 2988-nucleotide messenger RNA. RefSeq names its product leucine rich repeat containing protein 7 lap1 (gene Lap1). Gene Ontology annotation, biological process: embryo development; receptor clustering; neurotransmitter receptor transport postsynaptic membrane to endosome. Gene Ontology annotation, cellular component: postsynaptic density; basolateral plasma membrane; postsynaptic membrane. The record is from RefSeq and is a predicted model, not a curated record. NCBI's taxonomy places the organism in Eukaryota, Metazoa, Arthropoda, Insecta, Coleoptera, Scarabaeidae. Gene Ontology annotation, molecular function: protein kinase binding.